Naegleria fowleri is the source of this 1116-nucleotide messenger RNA. RefSeq lists its product as uncharacterized. Bases 1 to 1116 code for a protein of 371 amino acids. Gene Ontology annotation, molecular function: NAD+ binding. The record is from RefSeq and is a predicted model, not a curated record. NCBI's taxonomy places the organism in Eukaryota, Heterolobosea, Eutetramitea, Acrasida, Naegleriidae. The transcript has 4 exons.
AUGACCGAUCCUAAUAAUAAUAAUAACACCACGAUAUCUAUCGCUUCUGAUGAAACAAUUGAAAGAGUUGCUCAAAUGAUUGCAUCUGCUCAAAGAGUAUGUGUAUUCACAGGAGCUGGAAUGAGUGCUGAAAGUGGUAUUGAAACCUUUAGAGGAUCAAGUGGAUUAUGGACAGGAUGGAUCGGAAAGAUUGUGUUGGGAUACUUUGGAACACCAUUAGGAUGGACGAUAUCUCCAAAAUUGUGUUGGACUCAAUACGUGAAACGAUUCUAUGAACCUAUUGCUAAAGCUCAUCCAAAUCCAGGUCAUUAUGCAUUGGCUAAACUUCAAAAACAAGUAUUUCCUAAUUUACAAAUCAUUACACAAAAUGUUGAUGGAUUACAUCAAAGAGCUGGUUCAGAUCCUGAUAAAACCUAUGAAGUCCAUGGUACAGUGAGAAGACAUUGUUGUGUGGCAGAACGUCAUCCAUUUGAUUUUGAACGAUUUAAAAGAGAACAUCCAGAAGAAUAUGUGAAUAUCACUACUACUACUACUACUACCAAGAGUAUUACUAACAAGAAUACAACUACUAGUGAACAUGUUGAAAGUGCUUGGAAUCAAGAGGAAGGAGGAAUAGUCGUAGGUGAUGAUGAAUCAUCGUCAUUACUCAAUAAUGGUGAGGAACAUCCCAUUGAAAAAUUACCUUACAAAUCUCCAACCUGUCAACAUGAAGGAUGUCGAUCCACACUUCGUCCAGAUUGCGUUUUAUUUACAGAAGGCUUACCUAUGGAUCAAUGGAAUCCUUCCUAUGAUGCUGUUCGAAGAAUGCGUGAAGGAGAUGUCAUGUUAGUCAUUGGUACCUCUGCUAAGGUAUAUCCUGCUGCAGGUUUACCUUCUGUUGCCGCUAAACGAGGUGCUUUUAUCAUUGAGUUCAAUAUUGAGGAAACAGAUUAUAAUACCUUACCAAAUUAUCAUUUUGUGAAAGGACCUUCAGGUGUGACUCUUCCACGAAUUGUGAAUCGAGUGAUUGAACUCAAGAAUUUAGAUCUGAACAACAACAACAACAACACUUCACCAACAUCAUCUUCUUCGAUUGGUGAAAGAAUACAUUCACAAGAGGAACAUUCAUUGAUGUAA